Messenger RNA from Saccostrea cuccullata (small rock oyster), 567 nucleotides. RefSeq lists its product as uncharacterized. The record is from RefSeq and is a predicted model, not a curated record. Lineage: Eukaryota; Metazoa; Mollusca; Bivalvia; Ostreida; Ostreidae. The coding region runs from base 1 to 567 and encodes 188 amino acids. The transcript is spliced from 2 exons.
AUGUCUGGGUUCCUGUUCAUCAUUGUGGUAGACUGGAUAAUGAGAAAUACCAACAAUAAGAAGAGAGACAUACGUUGGAAAUUUAUGUCCACUUUAGAAGACCUGGACUAUGCAGACGACCUUGCACUUAUUUCCAGCAAACACAGCGACAUGCAAGAGAAGACCAGGAGAUUACAUGCUGUCCUGGAUUAUACAGGCAUAAAAAUUAAUGUCGAAAAAACAAAAAGCAUGAAAAUAAAUGGGAAGGAGAAGGAUGCAAUCAUGUUGAAUGAUAAAGAAAUAGAAGAGGUCGAAACAUUUCUCAACCUGGGUGCCACAAUGGACAAGACUAGAGGAACUGAGGCAGAUAUUGGGAGAAGGCUAGGCUUAGCCAGGACCGCCUUUGCAUUCCUUGCCCAGAACAAGAUUCAUACCUCAAUCAAGCACCAUCAAAAGAAAAAGAUGGAGAUGGAUAGGCCACAUCCUCCAAAGGGAAGAGAACUUACACGUUACAACAGCUCUCACAUGGGCGCCUGUGGGAAAGAGACGAAGAGGACGGCCAAAGAACACCUAGCGAGGCUCUGUUGA